This is a messenger RNA of Apaloderma vittatum (bar-tailed trogon), 3879 nucleotides long. It is a transcript of the gene AUTS2, whose product is annotated as autism susceptibility candidate 2. The record is from RefSeq and is a predicted model, not a curated record. NCBI's taxonomy places the organism in Eukaryota, Metazoa, Chordata, Aves, Trogoniformes, Trogonidae. The transcript has 13 exons. The annotation marks the transcript as partial.
CAGCCGGCCCACCCGAACCUGCCCACGGUGCAGCCCCACGCGGCCUCACAGAGCCUCUCACAGCCGCUCUCUGCCUACAACAGCAGCAGCCUCAGCCUCAACAGCUUAAGCAGCAGCAGAAGCAGCACUCCUGCCAAGACUCAGGGCCCUCCUCCGCACAUAUCUCACCAUCCCUCCGCCUCACCGUUCCCCCUCUCUUUACCCAGCCACAGCCCGCUGCAUACCUUCACACCCACCCUCCAGCCCCCCGCACACCCACAUCACCCCAAUAUGUUUGCCCCUCCUACGGCUUUGCCUCCGCCACCUCCAUUGACGUCAGGGACACUGCAGGUUCCAGGACACCCAGCUGGUAGUACUUACUCAGAACAAGAUCUUCUCCGUCAGGAACUAAACACGCGGUUUUUGGCCUCGCAGAGCGCAGAUCGCGGGGCCUCCCUGGGCCCGCCGCCGUACCUGAGGACCGAGUUCCACCAGCACCAGCAUCAGCACCAGCACACACACCAACACACACACCAGCACACCUUCACGCCUUUCCCUCACGCCAUCCCACCCACUGCCAUCAUGCCAACGCCAGCACCGCCCAUGUUUGACAAAUACCCUACAAAAGUUGACCCCUUCUACCGUCACAGUCUGUUUCACUCCUAUCCUCCAGCUGUAUCAGGUAUUCCUCCCAUGAUUCCUCCAACUGGCCCCUUUGGCUCGCUGCAAGGAGCAUUUCAACCCAAGACUUCCAAUCCUAUCGAUGUUGCGGCCAGACCUGGAACUGUCCCACAUACCCUUCUACAGAAAGAUCCACGGUUGACAGAUCCGUUCAGGCCCAUGUUGAGGAAACCUGGGAAGUGGUGCGCUAUGCAUGUUCACAUCGCCUGGCAGAUAUACCAUCACCAACAGAAAGUCAAGAAACAGAUGCAGUCUGAUCCGCACAAGCUGGACUUUGGCCUGAAGCCUGAAUUUCUGAGCAGGCCACCAGGCCCCAGCCUUUUUGGAGCCAUCCACCACCCCCAUGACCUGGCCCGGCCCUCGACUCUCUUCUCCACAGCCAGUGGGGGGCAUCCAGCCGGCACCCCUUUCGGCCCACCACCUCACCACAGCAACUUUCUCAACCCAGCUGCUCACUUAGAGCCUUUCAAUCGACCGGCUUCCUUCAGCGGCCUCACUGCAGUGGGUAGCAAUGCCUUCGGGGGACUCGGGAACCCGACAGUUACACCCAACUCAAUGUUCGGCCACAAGGAUGGCCCCAGUAUGCAGAGCUUUAGCAACCCUCACGAGCCCUGGAACCGACUGCACCGAACUCCUCCUUCGUUCCCGACCCCUCCGCCCUGGCUGAAGCCAGGAGAGCUGGAGCGCAGUUCAUCUGCUGCAGCUCAUGACAGAGAUAGAGAUGUAGAUAAACGAGACUCAUCUGUUAGUAAAGAUGACAAAGAAAGGGAGAGCAUUGAGAAAAGACACUCCAGCCAUCCUUCGCCAGCACCUAUCCAUCCAGUAAACUCCCUCGGACAUAAUCGCAGCUCAAGUGAGCAAAUCAGGAGCCAUCUGAAUCCCGAGGUUCGAGAAAAAGAGAAACCCAAAGAACGAGAGAGGGAUCACUCUGAAUCUCGGAAGGAAAUUAAUGUUGAAGAGCACAAGGUGAAGGACAACUAUAUUUCAGAGAAAGAAGGCCUGAGCCACGAAAGCCGAGUGGUGGAAGAGUCUAAGCAAAUGCCCAGGGUUCCUUCACCCUAUGCUAGGCCCCCCGUUGUGGAGAGCACCAGGCCUAAUAGUACUUCAAACCGUGAGGCCGAGAGGAAGAACGAGCCGGCGUACGAUAAUCCGAAGAAAAGCAAUGAAGUCAAAGUGAAGGAGGAGCGAAAGGAAGACCAUGAUGUUCAGCCUGAGGGACCUCAGACUCACAGGUCAUCUGAGCAGCCACCGCCUAUAUCUACAUCUAACGUCCAUCCAAGUCCUUUGGUGUCUAUGCCCAUGACUGUAGGCGUAACUGGUAUACAUCACAUGAACAGCAUCAGUGGCCUGGAUAGGACUCGCAUGAUGACCCCUUUUAUGGGAAUUAGCCCAAUUCCUGGUGGAGAACGCUUUCCCUAUCCUUCUUUCCACUGGGAUCCAAUGAGAGAUCCCUUAAGAGAUCCAUACAGAGAGCUAGAUAUUCAUCGCAGAGACCCCCUGGGCAGAGACUUUUUGCUAAGAAAUGACCCCCUUCAUCGUCUUUCUACACCAAGAUUAUAUGAAGCAGACAGGUCAUUCAGGGAUCGGGAACCUCAUGACUACAAUCAUCAUCACCAUCACCACCACCCGCUUUCUGUUGACCCUCGACGUGAGCACGAGAGGGGCAACCACCUGGAUGAUAGGGAGCGGUUGCACAUGCUCAGAGAGGACUAUGAACAUGCACGCCUGCACUCGGUUCACCCUGCCGCCUUGGAUGGGCACCUGCCUCACCCAAGCCUAAUCACGCCAGGACUCCCCAGCAUGCACUACCCCAGAGUCAGCCCCUCGACGGGACACCAAAACGGCAUCCUCAAUAAAACUCCCCCCACAGCAGCUCUCAGUGCCCCUCCACCUCUUAUUUCUACUCUGGGACCUCGGCCUGGGUCUCCCAGAAGGACUACUCCUCUGUCGACAGAGAUGAGAGAGAGGCCUCCUUCUCACACCCUCAAGGACAUCGAAGCUCGAUAAGCAGAGACUAAAUAAAAAACAGAGAAAGAGGGACAGGACGUUGUAAAUGAACAUAAUAUAAAGACCUUCUUACUAGUCAUUGAUACAGACUGGGGAUGCGACCCACUGUACAAUAUGUAUAGACCUGAGUGCAAAGAUUUUGAAAUUUUUUUUUUUGUAUAUUAUAUGUUGAAAUUUUCCAGAUCUUUUAGCCAAGUCCAUAUGUUCCUCGUGUCUCCUACUCUAUUUUAUUUCUAGUUUGAAAAUUUCAAAAUUUGAACUGAAGAACAAGACGUUAAUCUGAACGAUUUGACUAGAAACAAACCACCACCAGUGUCAACCAUGCAAAAGCUCUUUCAGAUCAGAAGUGAAGACAAUUGUAGAUAUUUAUGUAAAAAGAUUGCUUCAUGGGUUAAUGGUUCAUAUAUGCAAAAAGGGUAAGAUGAAAGCUUUACUUUGUACAAAUGUAAAUAGAUAAAAUUAAGUAACAUAAUACAUUAAUACUUCUUAAACUGUGCUAUUUGCAAACUUAAUAUUGAUCAACACAGUCUGCUUAUGCUGUGUUACAUAUAUUGUUAUAGACAGCUAAACCCCUUCAACUAUGCAAUGAAUUUUAAGGCUUUUCACAAAAGCCUUUAUAACUCAAAGGAGCCUUUUCAACACACAACAUAAUUAAAGUCAUAUUUUCCCUGAACAAGCUCGUCUAUGAUAGAAACCUAUUUCUUUUGCUUGUUUUGAUGAAGAAACAGCCCGUUAGAAGCGUAGUUUUCUGUCUGAACCCCUGCAUCGAGAUGCUGAUGUUACUGUAGCUCAUGUACUCUGUAGACUGCGUCAGGGUUAGCGAUCUGUAAUCACUGGUACUGUAGCCAUGGCAGACUGGUUUUCAGUCACAUUCAUCUGGGUUAAACAGAGUAAUAAUCAAAUACUGGAUAUUUUCCAGACGUUUUGUCACUUAACAUGUCAAAUUUAUUUUUGGAAGAACAUCUGCUUAUAGCCGUUAUGUCUGUUUUUAUUGCCAGUGUGUCAUUUUUAUCUGUACACACACUUUUUUUUUUUUGUGUGUUAAGUGAUUUUUAGCUACAUUGAAACAAAUCCCACAAGAAAGCUAAUACUUUUCUAAAUGAUGGAUAUGUUUUCACUGUGGAUCAGUAGUCUAAUUAAUGAACUCCGAUGCAAGAUUUCAUAAUGCAAUUUAUUGUAUUUCAGUUGGUAAUAAAGUCUGUGAAUAGUUAA